AUGUUUGCGUUGCAGAUCUUUGAUGGGAUUGCUUUGCGCAAGCGUAGAACUAGAAAUGGUGCAAGGCAACGGUGUCCGUCACGCAACACGCUAACAACACUGAAAAGUAACAAAUUACAAUUGCCUGGGGAAGUCAACCUCCACUUCGUCAUCAUGCCGUGGUUAUGCUGUUAUGUGAAUCAGAAAACCAAGCGAGAAGAUCGCUACAAGGUGGCUGAUGAACACGGUGAACUGCCACCUGCUGACGACGGUCAGAAGCAGAACAUGUUCUCGUGGGAACGUCGUCCACAGAUUGACAUCGAGAAAUUUCGGAUACACAACGUUGACGGCGACACCAUAGUUCGCCGUGGUGUGGCCGGGCAACCCAUGAUCAUCGAAACCUGCAAGGACAGUAACAUUAUCGUGCUUGAUCGUACUUCAACAAUAACGGUUGACGACUGCUCAGAUUGUUUGAUUGUGUUGGGUGCAUGUGCUGGAAGUGUGUUUCUCCGUGAAUGUCAUUGCUGCACGGUGCUGGUAGCAUGCCAACAACUCCGAACCAGAGAUUGUCGUAGUUUACGCAUUGCGCUGCAUUGUUCUACGCAACCGAUCAUCGAGGAAACGUCGGAUGCCAUCUUCCAUCCGCUAACGCUUCACUACGACUCAUUCAUUGACAACAUGAUUGCCGCUCAUUUGAGUAUAUUCACCAGUUAUUCAACAUCAGUGCAUGACUUCACCCCAGAAGAAGGCUCUGUGCAUUAUCGCAUGAGCAGCGAAAUCUUGUCAUUGAGCUAUUACUACUAUGCUGGAUAUAGCAGGGAUGUACCUCGACGUCAAUUCGUGGAGCGAUGUCAAGAAGUUGCACACGCCAUAUUCGCAUAUCCGUCAGUAAGACUAGUCAGCACAAUUGAACUCGACGUGCAUAAGCAUGGAACAAAAAUUGGAAUACCACUUCAUGGGUUAUCAACUCUUGUCGUGUUUGAAGUUUGUGGUGAAGCAGAAGAUGUUGAUCAACUCAUGAACGCUAGCGAUGCAGGCUUUAAGAAGAUCCCUGAACAUGAACAAGAAUUAUUCACUUCCGUUAUUUCUCAUGCUAAUCAGCUGAUGCUCACUUAA
Molecule: messenger RNA, 1095 nt
Organism: Angiostrongylus costaricensis
Lineage: Eukaryota; Metazoa; Nematoda; Chromadorea; Rhabditida; Metastrongylidae
Source: the annotation of a GenBank genome assembly